Molecule: messenger RNA, 914 nt
Organism: Pezoporus occidentalis (night parrot)
Lineage: Eukaryota; Metazoa; Chordata; Aves; Psittaciformes; Psittacidae
Product: gap junction beta-2 protein-like
Exons: 1
Coding region: 110-787 (225 amino acids)
Biological process (GO): cell-cell signaling; gap junction-mediated intercellular transport
Cellular component (GO): connexin complex
Molecular function (GO): gap junction channel activity
Source: RefSeq, a predicted model, not a curated record
AGGAAGUCCUCUCGUUCAUAGGAAGUCUAGAGAUGAUUUUUUCACCCUUUGAUAAAUGAUCAUUUGGUGUAUUAUGUCCUCCUGCAGGUAAAAGGACACAGAAGAGAAGAUGGACUGGGGAACUCUGCAGGCUGUUUUAGGAGGUGUAAAUAAACACUCUACUAGCAUUGGAAAGAUCUGGCUCACAGUCCUGUUCAUCUUCCGUAUCAUGAUCCUGGUUGUGGCUGCAGAGAGAGUCUGGGGAGAUGAACAACAAGAUUUUGUCUGUAACACGCUUCAGCCUGGGUGCAGAAAUGUUUGCUAUGAUCACUUUUUCCCCAUCUCUCACAUCAGACUCUGGGCCCUGCAGCUGAUCUUUGUUUCCACACCUGCACUGCUGGUGGCCAUGCAUGUAGCUUACACCAGACAUGAGAAGAAAAGACGAUUCAGGAAUGGUGAGAAAAUAAAUAUUGAAGAGCUCAAAAAUGAAAAGAUUCACAUUCGGGGGCCCCUGUGGUGGACAUACACCAGCAGCAUCUUCUUCAGGAUUGUCUUCGAAGCAGUCUUCAUGUAUGUGUUCUAUUACAUGUAUGACGGGUACCAGAUGCCUCGCCUAGUGAAGUGCAAUGCCUGGCCCUGCCCCAACACAGUGGAUUGUUUUGUUUCUCGGCCCACUGAGAAAACCACAUUUACCAUUUUCAUGCUUGCUGUGUCUGGGAUCUGCAUGAUGUUGAAUCUGGCUGAAUUGUGUUACCUAGUGAUAAAAAUCUGCAUGAAAGAACCCAGGAAAACAACAGUUUUAAAAUAAUUCCACGGUUCCAGGAUUUUCUAGCUCCCCAUUUCCCUCAAGCUUUCUUAGGUGUCAGAAAGCAAUAAGCAAUCUUUUUACACUCAAGGAAAAAGAUAAAAAUAAACAAUAAUUCUUGUUUUAAAAA